This is a messenger RNA of Penicillium canariense, 1086 nucleotides long. RefSeq names its product elongin A domain-containing protein. Gene Ontology annotation, biological process: transcription elongation by RNA polymerase II. Bases 1 to 1086 code for a protein of 361 amino acids. Gene Ontology annotation, cellular component: nucleus; elongin complex. NCBI's taxonomy places the organism in Eukaryota, Fungi, Ascomycota, Eurotiomycetes, Eurotiales, Aspergillaceae. The record is from RefSeq and is a predicted model, not a curated record. The transcript has 3 exons.
AUGCCAGUCCCGACGCUGAAACACCUGGCUACGGCCACGGCAGUCAAGCAUGUUAAGCUGUUGAACGAUAUCGGAAACUUGCCGUAUGCCCUUGUUCGUCCUAUUCUGAUGAAAGUCGACAAUCCGGAGAAGCUGCAUUCGAUGGAAGUCCUUUCCCCCCAACUCGCCGAAGAAGACCAAGAAAUCUGGCUCGAGCUCAUCAAACGCGAUAUUCCCCAAUGGAACACCUACGACCUACCCAAGCACACCAACCGCUGGUACGAAAUAUAUUGCGACCUCCGCGCAGAAGUCCAGCGCGAGCUUGACGCCGACGCCGAGAAAAUGAAAAUGGCCAUUGAUGGCAUCAAGUCCGAGCGCGCGCGGCUAGAGCCCGAAGUCAUGAAGCACCUGCCAGCAAUGAAACCUUCAUUGCGCCAACGAAUUGCCUCGUUUGAUCGGAGGUCAGGCGGAAGGGGCUCGUCUCUGUCCCGGGGGGAUACGUUGGCACCCGGCGCAAAGAAGAAGUCCACUAUUUUCACGCCGCAGAGAAGGAAUAAUGCACUGGCGGUGCCGACGAAGCAUCUCAGUAACCGGGCGACACAGAUUAAACAGGCGCCGCGGUCGCUUGUCGAGGUACAUCGCCGGCCGGCCGAGCAACCUGUUGCCAGGCAUGACAAUCCUAUUGCAUCCGGACGGUCGCCAGGGAAAUCAGCGUCCGCUUCAGCCCAUCCAGCCUCCGAAUCUAGAGGCUCGUCUUCUCUAGCUGAGCGGGAGGCCAGGCUCAAGGCCAUUGCAUCUGGCAGGCCAUUGCCAUUGAAGCCACUGCCAUCAUCGGCUGCGGCUACGGUUAAUACCCACACCGCUCCCUCUCCUGCAAAGGAAGCUUCAUCACCAGCCCACCGAUCUAUCCUCAAACGCAAAGCUAGCUCCCCGCCACCCCAAAUUUCAUCGCAAUUUUCGCCUAUGCCAGCCAAUACCGAUGGUCAGGCUUCUGGUCAAUCGAACAAUAAUGGCCCUGUCCUCGGACUUCCCGCACGCCCCGCCGUCGUCCGGAAACGAGCAGAUGUCGAUAUUUUCCUUCGACCGAAGAAGAAGCGCCCUCUUUGA